This is a messenger RNA of Vigna angularis (adzuki bean), 1652 nucleotides long. RefSeq lists its product as uncharacterized. The record is from RefSeq and is a predicted model, not a curated record. The transcript has 6 exons. Bases 608 to 1495 code for a protein of 295 amino acids. Lineage: Eukaryota; Viridiplantae; Streptophyta; Magnoliopsida; Fabales; Fabaceae.
AGAAAAGAAGACUGAUAGGAUUACGCUGAAAUCACUAUUUUCUUAAGUCCAAGCUAUCUCGUUUCUCAAACAUGUUUAAAAAAUGAAUAAACCAAACAGUGUGGCCACAUAACUAUCCUGUAGAAUCAUUGAUCUAUAUCUAUCGUUUCAGUCAAUUGUUUCCUUCCAUGAUUCACUUUGUUUAUAAUAAUGUCUUUCUUGGAUGCUGUUUUCUCUCACUGUCUUCCCCAAUCACCAAUUUAACAAUACACAUUCAGAUGACGAAAUCUGAAAAGAUUUGAUUUUUGAAGUUAACUGGGAUGCAACGAACUGAAACACCGUUCUUUGGGAUCAGGUGAUUCGGUGGUGGGAAAUUCUCAUGGAAAAAGAAAAGGGAAUUGUUGAACAGUUAUUUGGGGUCAUGAGUUAUAGCUUAUUCCCCAUUUCCUCAUCCCUUUCUGUUGAAAUGUUUCCUUGUCAAAAAACUUGGGAAGGUCUAGAAACAAAGCAAAAAGAAAAGAUGUUCAAUGCAUUUGCUUGAUGCCCCUUUGAUUUCUAGUUCUGGAAGCAAGCAAUUGGUGCUGCUUUAACUGGAUUUUAGAAUAGAAAUUAGCAGCAGCUUGAAGUUAUGUCUGCUUAUGGCCAUCAAAUGGAGCAGAUGUAUUCUGCUCACAGUCUCUCUGGUGGUUCUGAGUUGAGGAGGAGCAGUUUUGUGCUGGAAUCAGGAUUCUACAUCACAUCCUUUGUUGCAACCAUUCUUGUUGCUGCAUUAGCCGCUGCCGGGCUUUUAUUGAUUACUUUAUUGGUUUCACUGGCAAUGAUGCUGCAAUCUUGUCAAAGUAGCCAUGCUGGAAUUAUUGAGCUUCGGAAUAUAAAUGACGAGUACAACUAUUGCAAGGUCUAUUCUCUGCAUGCCAAGCUCAAUAACUUGGAAGGACACCAUUUUCCUAACCUUUGCAAGGACCUUGCCAUAGGGUAUAUCAAGGGAGGUCAAUAUGCUAGAGACUUGGAUUCAACCAAAUCUCUAAUGGAUGAUUAUUUCAACUCUGUUAGACCAUCAGAUGAUGAUCUUGAUGUGGUAUUGAUAGACAUAGAUGGAAUCGUUUCCCCAAAUCUUCAUUCUACUUUGUUGCAGAGCAUUGACAAUUGUAUCGUAGAGGCAAAGAAUUUAAAGUACAUGUUUGUUUUAAGAUUAUACACGAAGCUUCAAGCUGGUGGAUGGUCCAUAAUUUUGUUAUCAAGAGAGCAUGUAAAACACCAAAAUGUCACCAUCAAUCAUCUUCUCUCUGCUGGAUUUAGAGGCUGGUCUUCUUUGAUGAUGAGAGAUGAUGCAGAUUCUUCCAAAGGGAAUGAGUUUUUUUCUAGACAAAGGAAUGUGAUACAAACGAAGGGAUUCCGCAUAAAAAGUGUCAUCAGCAGUGAAAUGGAUGCUUUGACUGUUGAUGAUAGAGGAAUCAGAGUUUUUUUGCUACCAGACCCUAUAUUUGACAAGUUUGAACAGCAAACAAGAACAUAGAAGCUGGAUAUUAGUUUCAUAUCCUACACUAUACCAUUAUUGAUUUCUUUUUUUGAUUCUCUGCAUCUCCCAUUUGUUCAUAUUAAAGGGUGUUGUAAUCACAUCUCAUUUUCUGCCAAAGGAUGAUAGAGCGUAAAAUUAUAUUUUUUUAUCAAGA